AUGCCUGGCCAGCUUGAGAAACUUGAGAAAUUCAACCCUCCUGCCUUUUUAGAGGAUUUCGAGGGCGAACAGCUGGAAAGAUGGUCGACCACUGUCGAUGGCUGGUUCAAUGAUGAAAUCGCUGGGAGACAAACUGGACGCUCGAUUCUGACCCAGUUCUUCAAUCCAACUCAGUUUGCGUAUGACAAGACUCUCCCUCCUGUACCCAUCACUUGGGUCGGGUUUCCUCUGAAUCGUGCACCACGUGGUCGUCUGGAUCCUGUCAAGAUCAAGGGCUAUACGAAGGAUCCCAAAACUGGCGAGGAAGUCCCGUUCGAGGUUUCUUCUGACCGCCUUGAUCGCUGGGUCAUGGAUGAGUAUCUCGAAUGGUCAACCAAAAAGGUCGACGGAGACGUCGAAGUAGUCAGCUUUACCUGCGAGGGUCCUGAGUACUGGCAAGAGCUGGCCAAGUACAACCCAAUCAAGGUUGAGACGCCUAUUGAGAAUGCCACUGUUCAGGAGUUUGAGAGCAACGACAAGAUUCUCAAUAUCUACAAGAAGCUAAACCCCGACUUUGCGGAUCAGAUCAAGGGCGACGAUCUUGUAGAUGAGAAAGGAGUCUACGACAUCUACAACAAAUGGAAUGGCCACACUGAUACUGGCACGAUUGCUCACUUGAUCCAACUCAACAAUAGUCUCAGUGCCGAGAUUGACAUUGCUGCGCAAGCGACUGUUAGUCGUACUGACUUGAUCGGUGCAGCAGUCAACGAAGUCUGCCGACUAGCACACAGCGACGUUGUCAACAUCCCCGUGACAGUCUCAGUCAUGGAUCCCGUUGCGUUGUACAUUUACGACGCAGACUUUUCCUCAUUCUUGCUAGAUCCUACGGGCAAGCGGCGUGGAAAUGUUCGAGAGAUGAUCCCUGUUCCCGAGGGCGUCUUUGACUGGUGCGGUCGUGGCGAUAUCACCAAGAACAUGGGUCUUCAUCUCCGAGUUUCAGUCAAGGGAAUGAAGACCACAGAUGGCAGUCGUGAGCUCAACGUCAGUGAUCUUUUUGACCAGAAUAAUGGUGGUCGCUACGUACACUACGGCAGUCAGUUCGCUGACUACAUCAUCAUGAGCGUGUCUGGCAUUGUUGGACCCAAGCCUGAAGAUGCAACGGCAGAGUGGCCCGGCAAACCCCAGCCUGCGAUUACCUACACUGAGCCGUAUCUACAGAAGCCGUGGAUCGAGCCAAAGACUAUGGGAGAUAAAGACCUGAUCACUACAUUUGAGAGUGGCGAGGUCAACAAGAUUGUUACCAAGUCUCAGCUUAAGGCCAUGGAAAUAAGAGUAGCGGAUCAGAGCGGACCUUCGGAUUACAUGGGAAUGCCUGAGCCAGGUCCACCGAAUGGACCCGAGUACCUCUCAAUCACCCCGAAGGUACUUUAUUAG
Messenger RNA from Fusarium graminearum PH-1, 1413 nucleotides. RefSeq lists its product as uncharacterized. The record is from RefSeq and is a predicted model, not a curated record. Lineage: Eukaryota; Fungi; Ascomycota; Sordariomycetes; Hypocreales; Nectriaceae. The transcript has 4 exons. Bases 1 to 1413 code for a protein of 470 amino acids.